AUGAGUUUUUAAAUAAAUUUAAAAUACAAUAAUUUGGAUGAAAAAUAUAAUAAAAUACGCCCAUUAACAAGUAAGCCACCUUUAAUUCCUUAAUAAUAAUUUUUCUUAUAUAAGAAUAUAAUCUAGAUUAAGUAAAUAAAUCUUCCUUCAAUAAGUAAUUUAUGUAAAUCCCCUUAAGGAUCUUUAAAUACAUCUAAAAAUAAUAUAAAGCCAUAAUGUAAUUCAUCUUUAAAUAGUUAAAAAAAUAUUUGUUAGAAGGAAAAUGCUAAUUAAGCGAAUUAUUCAUUCAUAAAAAAGAACCUAUCAUAAUAACAAAAAAAAAAUUAUUUAAAAAGACAUAAUAGCAAUAAUAAUUUAAAUAAUAAAAACAUUAAUAAUAAAUCAUUUUAACUAAACAAAUAUAUAUUUUAAGAUAACAAACAAUUAAUUUAAGCAGAUAAUAAUAUUAUAAAAGCAUCUUUAAAUACAAAAAACUUAUUAAAGACUCCACCAAUAACAGCAAAAAGUUGGGUUAUUUUAGAUGGAAAUUCUGGAAAAAUUUUACAUGGAAAAUAAUAGAAUAAAAAAAGAGAAAUCGCUUCUUUGACUAAAAUUAUGACUUGUUAUACUACUUUAAUUUUUUUCUAAAAUGUACUCAAAAAAGACAUUCAAAGAAUAUUUAUUAAAGUUUCUUUUAAAGCAUCAUAAAUAAUAGGUACUUCUGCUAAAUUAAAAGAAAAUACAAUAAUUAGUAUAUAUGAUUUAUUAUAUGGGUUAAUGCUUCCAAGUGGAAACGAUUCUGCAGUUUGUUUAGCAGAAAUAGUCGGACUCUUCAUGUAUUUAAAAUAAGUUAAAGAUGAAGAAAUACUGAAUGAUAUUGUUUUAUAUGACUAUUCAUUAUUAUUAGACAAAAUCGCAUAGUUUAAGAAAAAAAUUAAUAAUUUUUUUGACCCAGUUUAAGUUUUUGUUAUUGAAAUGAAUAAAAAUGCAAUAAAUUUGGAUUUAAAAAAUACUAAUUUUACUAAUCCACAUGGACUUAAAAAUAUAUUUAACACAUCUACAGCUUAUGAUAUUGGUCUAUUAUCGUUUAAUGCUUUGUAAAUAAGUUAAUUUUAAAAAAUUGUGAAUACAAAAUAAUAUAAAGCAACACUUUAAAUAUUUAAUAAAUAAAACUAAAAAUAUGAAUUUGCUUAAAUCGAGUGGAUUAAUACUAAUAAAUUGUUAGAGUUUACGGGGUGGGGUGGUAUAAAAACUGGAAUUACUGAAAGCGCAGGACCAUGCCUGGCUAGUUAUAUUAAAAAUAAUAAUUAACAUUAUAUUAUUGUUAUUUUGUGUAGUAAAUCUCUUAAUAUAAGGUGGGCUGAGUGUUAGAAAAUUGCUGAUUGGGCUUAUGAAAAUUUUGAUUUAUUAUAAAAUUAAAAAUAAUGA
Messenger RNA from Ichthyophthirius multifiliis, 1407 nucleotides. RefSeq lists its product as hypothetical. The transcript is spliced from 2 exons. The record is from RefSeq and is a predicted model, not a curated record. Gene Ontology annotation, biological process: proteolysis. Gene Ontology annotation, molecular function: serine-type D-Ala-D-Ala carboxypeptidase activity. Lineage: Eukaryota; Ciliophora; Oligohymenophorea; Hymenostomatida.